Molecule: messenger RNA, 852 nt
Organism: Trichoderma gamsii
Lineage: Eukaryota; Fungi; Ascomycota; Sordariomycetes; Hypocreales; Hypocreaceae
Exons: 3
Coding region: 1-852 (283 amino acids)
Source: RefSeq, a predicted model, not a curated record
AUGCAAUUCAAGUCUCUCCUCGUUGCGGCUUUGGCUGCUGUCACUCAGGCUAACAUGUCCCUCCUUCUAGCCGUUGACGUCCAGGUCGUCUCCGUUGGUCAGAACCCUAUGGCCGGUAUGGUCGGCCAGCCUGCCACCAAGUACUUCCCGGACAAUAUCAAGGCUGCUCCCGGUUCCAUGGUCCAGUUCCAGUUCUGGGCUGGCAACCACACCGUCACACAGUCCGACUUUGACCACCCUUGCACGCCGAUUUCCCAGGUUAACAACUCUGUUGCCGGCAUCUGGUCCAGCUUCAUGCCCGUUGCUGCUGGCGCCGCCAAGAAGGAGAUCCCCGUCUUCACCAUCCAGAUCAACGACACCAAGCCUAUCUGGAUCUUCUGCAGCCAGGGCAAGCACUGCUCAGCCGGCAUGUCCAUGGUGAUCAACGAGAACACUUCUGCCAACUCCACUCGUUCUCUUGCCAACUACAGGACUGCUGCUUCCACUGCUCAGGGCGGCUCUUCUGGCUCUGCUCCCGGCUCUGCUCCCAGCUAUGGUUCUGGUUCUGGUUCUGGCUCUGGCUCAAGCCCAAGCCCAAGCUCCGGUUCCAGCCCUAGCCCCAGCUCUCCUGCUGGAUCUGACGCAGGCUCUGGCUCUGGCUCUACUCCCACUGACGGCGCUCCUGCUGGAGCUGCCCCUACCGACGCUCUCACACCUCCUCCCUCAGUCACCAGCGGCGCCUCUUCACCCGCUGGUACAGGCGUUCUUCCUGGCGGUGCUACCGACACUGGUAUCCCCAAGAACGCCGCCUCAUCUGUCAGCGUUUCUACCAGCUUACUGCUGGUUCUGGGCGCUGCUUUUGCCCUGCUAUAA